AUGCCGAAGGAUAGGAGUUGGGUUUUGCUAGAUGAUCAUCGAUUAGACGCAUUUCAAAAUGGUUGUUUAGAAUUUCUCGACUUUGCUUUCGAUAAGGCGGCCAUUGAUGACAAAAUAAGGUGUCCAUGUAGAGACUGCAAAUGUCGAAAAGUCGGGGAUCGUGAAUUCGUUCAUGAGCAUUUACUUUGGAGGGGCUGGGAUAAAUCCUAUGGCAAAGGACAAUGGGUAAUGCAUUUGGAGUCUGAUGAAGAGUACCGUAGGGUUCUUUGCGAAGUAAACGAAGAAGAAGCUAGUGAAGUAGGGGGGUUUGGUGUUGUACAUUUGAAUGAAGACGAUGACAUGAGUGCCGAUAUUAAUCCCACAAUGGAUGAAUUAUUGCAAGCAUGUCUCAAUCCUGCUCAACAUGCCCUAGGUGAAGAGUCCAGCUCAGAAAGUGAUGAUCUCCGCAAACUCAUUGAAGAGUGGUGUAUCCUUUUAUAUGAAGGUUGCACUGAUAACUCUAAACUUUCCUUCAUGAUGGACUUUUAUAAAAUCAAAUCUCGGGGUAAAAUGAGCGAUAAGACAUUUUCAGAAACCCUCCAACUUAUGAAAAAGAUUCCUUCCCUAAAUAUUCCCGAUUCUUUCUAUGAAGUUAAGAAGCUUAUCGGGAAGUUGGGAUGCGGUUAUGUCAAAAUUGAUGCAUGUGAGAAUGAUUGUAUGUUGUUCUGGAAGAAUGACAAAGACUUGGACAAAUGCAAAGUGUGUGAUGCUUCAAGAUGGAAGAGUCCCACAGAAAAUGAACCAAGUUGUUCAACCUCUCAUCGCAAAAGAGUACCUAAGAAAGUCCCCCGACACUUCCCGUUAAUUCCUAGACUCAGACGUUUGUUCAUAUGCGAGAAAACAUCAAUUCAUAUGAGAUGGCAUGCUGAGUCUCGGUGUAACGAUGGUUGUUUAAGGCACCCUGCCGAUUCUGAUGGGUGGAAAGAAUUUGAUAAGAAGCAUGAUUCAUUUGCUUCAGACCCCCGAAACGUAAGGCUCGGCUUGGCUACAGAUGGAUUCAAUCCAUUUGGAUCAUUGAGUAGUAAGUAUAGCACGUGGCCGGUUAUUCUAAUGACUUACAACUUACCACCAAAUAUGUGCAUGCAACGUUCUUUUAUGAUGAUGUCUUUGCUUAUUUCUGGUCCUCAAGGACCGAAAAAUGGCAUCGAUGUUUAUUUGCAGCCACUGAUAGAGGAGCUGAAAGAGUUGUGGGUUACUGGAAUUAGAACCUUUGAUGCAUCCACCAAACAGUACUUCAAUAUACGAGCGGCCAUUUUGUGGACUAUCAAUGAUUUUCCAGCAUAUGGUAACUUAUCAGGAUGGAGCACAAGUGGCUAUCUUGCUUGCCCAAGUUGUGGUGAAAAUACAGUAUCUGAGCGGCUGUACAAAUCGAACAAACAGUGUUUUAUGGGCCACAGUCGUUUUCCCGAGGAAGGGGCACCACCUCCACCUUCGGGCGACGAGGUUUUAUCACAGACAGAUGGAAUCAAUGUUAUAUUUGGGGCAGGUCAAGCAGUUCAUAAAGAUUCUCAAUGGCGGAAGAGAAGUAUUUUCUUUGAAUUGCCUUAUUGGAAGGAUAAUCUGAUACGUCACAAUUUGGAUGUCAUGCACAUCGAGAAAAAUAUUGGUGAGUUGUUACUUAAGUGGCUGUUAAAUAUUCUUAACAAAAGCGAUGGUUUCGACAAUGCCAAAGAGGAUAUCGAAAAAAUAAAAAAACCACCGCCGGGAAAAUCUGGUCCACGAUUUCCCAAUUUAGUUCCUAAAUUGGGGAAAUAUCACAAGAUGUCUGCUCAAUCUAAGAAAGCUGUGUGUGAUGUUAUAGCAAGCAUUAAGGUCCCUAAUGGUUAUGCAUCAAAUAUAGCCCGUUGCGUUAAUGAAGAUAAAAUAGGGUGGUUGAAGAGUCAUGACUAUCAUGUUUUAAUGCAACAAUUGCUUCCCUUAGCGGUUCGCAAUGUGGGGUUACCGACAAAGAUGGCUUCCGCCAUUAUCCGAUUGUGUAAUUUUUUUCGAGGAUUGUGUUCCAAAACCAGCAAGUUUGAUGACUUCCAAAAGCUUCACUCUGAUAUUGUAAAAAUACUAUGCGACUUGGAGAAGUUUUUUCCUCCGGCUUUCUUUGUUGUUAUGAUGCAUUUGCCGGCGGAUUUGGACAGAGUCUAUCAAGAAUGUAUGAAUGAUGGGAGUGAUGAAAGCACCGCUAACACGAUUGCUUGCGAACGAGUACUAGGAAAAACUAAAAGACUAGGACUUGGUUGCUCAAGUUCAAAGAAAGGGGCGAGGUCCAACUUAUCUUCUGUUGCUAGAGAUGAAGAAAUAGCGGCUUUGAAAGAAGACAAUCAAACUUUAAAGGACGAGAUGAAUCAAAUGCAGAGUACUAUGAAAGCCAUGGUCGAAUAUUUUAGGGCUCAAGGUGUCGAGUUCCAUCCCCAGAAUCCACCCAGCGACGACAACUAG
Molecule: messenger RNA, 2469 nt
Organism: Erythranthe guttata (spotted monkey flower)
Lineage: Eukaryota; Viridiplantae; Streptophyta; Magnoliopsida; Lamiales; Phrymaceae
Source: RefSeq, a predicted model, not a curated record